Messenger RNA from Zygotorulaspora mrakii, 2295 nucleotides. It is a transcript of the gene ABZ1, whose product is annotated as 4-amino-4-deoxychorismate synthase. The record is from RefSeq and is a predicted model, not a curated record. The transcript has a single exon. NCBI's taxonomy places the organism in Eukaryota, Fungi, Ascomycota, Saccharomycetes, Saccharomycetales, Saccharomycetaceae. Gene Ontology annotation, biological process: L-tryptophan biosynthetic process. The coding region runs from base 1 to 2295 and encodes 764 amino acids.
AUGAUUCCUUUUAAUGUCCUAUUUAUCGACUCGUAUGAUUCAUUCACUUACAAUGUCGUUAGGCUCAUUGAGAGGCAACAUAUUGAAGGUUACAGUGGAAUACACGUGACAACAAUUCGAAAUGAUACUUUCAGAGAUAUAAACGCUGUACGCUUGCACUUACCGUACUUCGAUUGUAUUAUUGUCGGUCCUGGACCUGGGAAUCCUCUGAAUGGCUCUGUUGAUGUGGGCAUCAUAAACUCUUUGUUCUGCGAUGAGCUUGCUGAUGUACCGAUCUUGGGCAUAUGCCUUGGGUUUCAGGCAAUGUGCCUUUCACAGGGAGCUAGCAUUAAGCAAUUGGAAACAAUUAAGCAUGGCCAGGUAUACCCCGUUGAGGUCUCUGGGACAAGUAGCCCGCUUUUCGAGGGGCACCCUGAAACCUUCAAGUCUGUGAGGUAUCAUUCCCUACAUGUUUGCAUGUCUGAAGGAGGCAACUCAUCGAUUGUUCCGCUUGCCUAUACAUCUGAUGAAAAUGGUAAACUACUCAUGGCAGCCUCAGUGGAGGAUAGACCAUGGUUUGGUGUCCAGUAUCAUCCCGAAUCUUGCUGCUCAGAUUUUGGUGGUUUACUUGUUAAGAAUUUCUUACAGAUUGCACACGUUGAGAAUAUAACUACAAAACGUAUGGCCGGCAAGCAGAAGGCUUACUUCAAUAACAAACCUGGUUUUGAACGAUUGCUGAAGACAUUGGAUGAUAGCAUUGAUCACAGUUCUAUUUAUGUGAAAGGGACCGACGUAAAAGAGAUGUCACCAUUCAUUCGAAAAUUCCAUGUGGUUAAAGAACCAAGUCUUGCAUUGAAAAUAUGUGAUAAAAUCACAGCAUCUAAAUUUAUCAUGACUUCAGCUACCGUAAGUGCCCAAAGGGGCGAAUGGUCAAUUAUCGCACUGCCAAACGAGUGUUCCGACGUGUUGACUCAUUAUUCAAUCCUGAGUAAGACAACAAUUCACAAAUGGAAAGAUCCCAAAAUAUCAACCAAGUCGUUGAAUGAAAAACUGCUGAAUAAUUCUAGUGAGUUCCUACCAUCACUAACGGUAAUAGAUGAGGAUAAAUCACAAUUUUGGAUUACCGCAGGUAAAUACAUGAAACCCAAGUUAAUAUCCAACAAUCAAGAAAUUCCCUUUAUAGGAGGCCUGGUCGGAACUCUUGGUUAUGAGAUGGGAUAUCAUGUUCACAAUAAUAGCGACCCCACUGAAGUGCUAAUGCCUGAUGCUAAAUUAGUUUUCAUUCACAAUAGUAUUGUAAUUGACCACAUUCAUGGUAUUCUGUAUUGCAUAUCCUUGUCAAACAAUUUCCCUCAGGAUAUAUUGCAGAUGUUUGAUGAAGACACCUCUUUUGACGAUUUAUCCUGGGAGGACGAGCUCCCCAAGGACAUAUCCUAUAAGAUAGCCAUGCCUACAAAAGAAGCUUACGCUCACGCGUUCAAUUUAUGCCAAGGAUACAUGCAUAAAGGAGAUUCCUAUGAAAUGUGUUUAACAACACAAACGAGAAUUUCGCCAGAACAAAAGGUCUCGCCAUGGAGAAUUUUCCAGACAUUGGCCCUACGGAACCCAGCCCCCUUUGCCAGCUUUUUCGAGUUCAACGACCUGGUGGACAGCGAAUCUCACGAUCAAACCCUAUGUCUAAUAAGCUCGUCUCCGGAGAGAUUUCUCAAAUGGGACGUAGAUUCAUGCGAGCUUCGUCCCAUCAAGGGUACCGUCAAAAAAUCAGCGAGCAUAGAUUUGGCAGAAGCUACAAAAAUUUUAAAAACCCCAAAGGAGUUCGGGGAGAAUUUGAUGAUCUUGGAUUUGAUUCGUAAUGAUCUGUACGAGCUGCUUCCAGACGUACAUGUCGAGAAUUUUAUGUGCGUGGAAGAAUACAAGACAGUGUACCAAUUGGUAAGCGUGGUAAAAGCGUAUGGUCUCUCGUCUUCUCAGAAUCCAUACACAGGAAUGGAUGUCCUUAGACACUCGUUCCCUCCGGGAUCAAUGACCGGCGCACCCAAGAAGAUCACUGUCGAACUUCUGCAAGACAAGAUUGAGCCACAGCUCAACAGUCACCUUCUUGGCGGGGUGCGUGGAAUAUACAGUGGAGUUACAGGGUACUGGUCUGCAAACGGUAAUGGGGACUGGUCCGUUAAUAUUAGAUGCAUGUUCAGCUAUAAUUCCGGGGCUAAUUGGCAAAUUGGUGCUGGAGGAGCCAUUACAGUUCUUAGUACCCUCGAGGGUGAGCUUGAAGAAAUGUACACAAAACUUGAAAGUGCUUUACAAAUAUUUAAAUAG